Megachile rotundata (alfalfa leafcutting bee) is the source of this 851-nucleotide messenger RNA. RefSeq names its product cutA divalent cation tolerance homolog (gene CUTA). Gene Ontology annotation, biological process: response to metal ion. The record is from RefSeq and is a predicted model, not a curated record. NCBI's taxonomy places the organism in Eukaryota, Metazoa, Arthropoda, Insecta, Hymenoptera, Megachilidae. Gene Ontology annotation, molecular function: copper ion binding.
UCAAGAAUCGAGAUGUCUACCGAAGUAUAUAUAUCUUCUGAAGCAAUCUUCAAGGCAGUAACGAAAGUGCCGAUUCCGGGUAAUACAAGCAAAUGUUGUUUACGCCGUGCAAACCACUUUUUGGAGUUAUUACACUCUUUUGUUUAGCCAGAAGUGUUAGCGCUAAUACUUAUAGAAACAUGAAUAGUCUAGCAGGAGUUCAUUCCGUUGUAUAUGUCACGGUUCCAACGCAGGAAGUUGCUAAAAAAUUGGCUCAUGGUUUAGUGAAGGAUAAACUGGCAGCAUGUGUUAACAUUAUACCAGGUCUUACAUCUGUAUAUGAAUGGAAAAAUGAAAUUAAUGAAGAUAAUGAACUACUACUGAUGAUAAAAACCAGGACUGACACCGUUAAUGCUCUCACAAAAUAUGUGAAGGAAAAUCAUCCAUAUGAAGUGUGCGAAGUAAUUUCUUUACCAAUUCAAAAUGGAAAUGAAAAAUAUCUUCAAUGGAUAAGCGAAGUAGUUCCACAUAUUAAUCAGCCAUAAGAAGUUUCUUUUUUUUAUGUAUCCAAUGGAAAUUAUGUAUAAUAUAUUAUGAUUACAAUAUUUAUUGUAGUCUAAAACUAACAUGAUUUAUUUCAUAAACUUUUAAUGGUUGUAAAAUUAUAUAUUUUUUUCUUUAAAAGAAUACAGUCAUAAAAAUAUAAAUUAGAAAUAUUAUAAUUCGAUUAAAUUUGAACACAUUAUGUAUAGCUGCUUAUAUAUGUAUAAUUAACGAUACUUAAAUCCAUAAUGUAUGAACCAUAUACUACAAAUACCAAAUUAAAAAUUAUAGAAGUCAAAAAUUGAUAUAAAUAUAAGUACAAUAAUUAA